AUGGUGGUCUUUCCACCUUUAGCUCCGGUCCCCUCCCCCGCAGUGCGGCGGACGAUCCCCUCCAAAGAUUGGGAGGCAUGUCUAGACGCGUGGAUGGCCUUGCUGGGCUUCAGACUGAACUCAAAUGAUGCGCAGUUUGCAGAGGCCGCAGCAGAAGACCCCGCUGUUGUGCCAUUCUUGGAAUCAUUCUACCAACAGACCGCGGCUGGGGAUUCAGGGCUACAGUCAGGACCGAAAGCUCGAAAGCUCCGGAAGCUAUGCUUCUUGACAGCUCGGAGAUACAUGCUGCUAAAAGAUCCAUUGCCAGGAAUCCUGCAGUGGUCGCUUCUCGGAGACUUAUGUUGCUGCUAUCCGUCGAGUGCCGCCUUGCGGGCAUUAUUAUCGGAAACAUGGGACUUGCAUCACGAAAAGAUAUCCCUCAGCAUAGAAAAGGCUAAAUCACAGUUGAUCGGCCAGUUAGCCACCUCCGGUGGAAACUCGGAUAGCGAUCUCAUUUUUAAUAUUCGGCGAUUGACCAUUCUGGCCUCCACAUUGCCGCCGUGCGGUCAAGUUCUUAUGGCCGGCUCAGAUUACCUCGACACUUUAGCAGAAGCAUAUCAAUCUCCAAAGGAUAGAGAAGAGCUUCGCAAGAACCUCGUGGCCAACGUCUACGUCGGCCUGGUCUCAUUACUAAAAGGACCAGCUAACCUGUCCCUCCUGCUGGACCAAUUGUUCAGCCUCAAAUCUGCAGCUGGUUUGGGGACACCCCAAAUGAAGCACGAGGCCACAAUGCUUUCAGACCUUGUCUGUAGCUCCGAUAUUCUUGCCCGGCUGGAAAAAUACCUUGCAAGUCAUCCACAGAAACGAGCUGAGAAUCUACUGGCAAGUUUGCAUGCAUAUCAGAUGGACUCGAAGGAUCUGCACCGCCGAUAUCAACGACGUAAGAAAGCAGACAAGGGCAAGGGCCCAUCUUCCGGCCUUGAAAUUCCAGAAGAAAUCCACGCACAUAAGCUGUCCCUCAUCUCUCAAGUCCAAGACCUCUUCCCAGAUCUUGGCUCCGCCUUCGUUGUCCGGCUCCUGGAUGUCUACGGCGAUAAUCCAGAAACAGUCGUGGCCCAUCUUCUGGACGAUUCCCUUGCCCCAGAACUCCAAGCACCACGCCCAACCCCUCCAGACCUAACACCACCUCUGGAGCCCGUCCCUGUCCGGAGAAACGUCUUCGACACAGACGUCGACCUGGCCGAGCUCAGCUUAUCCGACAACGCAAAAGGAAAGAUCCGUUUCGGGCGCGCGAACCCAGAACUCACAGCCGACGAAGUCCUCGCCGACCGCAGCCAACACUCGACCAACAAAGCAGCGAUCCUGUCUGCGCUGGCAGCGUUCGACUCCGACGACGACGAGCGUGACGAUACCUACGACGAAGCUGACGUGGGCGGCACAGUCGACAGCGUAGCAGCCGGCACCGACGCCGAUGGGGACGCCGAGGCUCGCAACCGUGCUGCAGCAUCAGAAGCGGCUGAAAUGAGUCUCUUCCGUACAUACAAAUCCAAUGCGGCGCUCUUCGGCCGGGACUCGGCCACGCGCCGCUCGCAGCCGCGUGCGCAGCUCAAGCGGGAGACGAAUAUGACGGAUGAGGCAAUUGAAGGCUGGGCUGUUAUGCUCGCUCGGGAUCCUAAGCGUCUUGCCAGGCUUGAUAAGAAGCUUGCAGAUGACCUGGGUGGCGUCAGCGGUGGGCUGAACCAGCCUGAUCUCGAAGCUACGUCUUACCGGAAGCCGCGUGCAGGAGAGGAGGGUUCGGAGGACGAGUCUGCGCCUUCAGGCCGUGGGCCUGGUCAGAGGGGCCGUGGCCGUGGCUGGGGCCAUGGCCGUGGACGAGGUGCAGGUCGAGGUGGCAGUCAUCCGCAGACUGGAGAGCAGAGCAACACCGCUGCGAAUCGGAGGAAAGAGGAGAACAAGGCUAGUAGAGCAAACCAUAACCGGCGCCAGCAGCGGGCGAAAAAGAUUGCCCGGGGUGGUGGGCUGCCGGGGUAG
This is a messenger RNA of Penicillium chermesinum, 2010 nucleotides long. Its product is annotated as ASCC2 family CUE domain-containing protein. The transcript has 2 exons. The coding region runs from base 1 to 2010 and encodes 669 amino acids. Gene Ontology annotation, molecular function: ubiquitin binding. NCBI's taxonomy places the organism in Eukaryota, Fungi, Ascomycota, Eurotiomycetes, Eurotiales, Aspergillaceae. The record is from RefSeq and is a predicted model, not a curated record.